AUGGUUCAACUUACCACCGCCAUUCUCGUCGCCGCCGCUGUGGCCCCCGCGUUCUCUGCUCCGACGCCGUUUGAGCAGGAAGCCGCCCUCGACGCCCGCGACCCCAAAUUCAGCUUCGGCAAGCUCCUCAAAGGUGCAGGCAAGGUCGUCAAGACCUUCAUCCGUGAGGAAGAGCCCUCACUUGAGGCUCGCGACUACGACGAUGUCAUGGACCUCGACGCUCGCGACCCCAAGUUCUCCUUCGGCAAGAUCCUCAGAGGCGCCGGGAAGGUCGCCAGCCACUUCAUCCGUGAGGACGAGCUCGAGGAGCUGGCAGCGCGCGACCCCAAGUUUUCCUUCGGCAAGAUCCUCAAAGGAGCUGGCAGGGUCGCCAGCCACUUCAUCCGCGAGGACACAGACGGAAACCUGUACUACGUCCGCGAACUUGACGGCGAGGAGUUGGACGCUCGCGACCCAAAGUUCUCAUUUGGCAAGAUACUGAGAGGAGCUGGAAAGGUCGCCAGCCACUUUAUUCGUGAGGACGAGCUCGAGGAGCUGGCAGCCCGCGACCCCAAGUUUUCCUUCGGAAAGAUCAUCAGAGGUGCCGGGAAGGUCGCCAGCCACUUCAUUCGCGAGGACACAGACGGAAACCUCUACUACGUCCGAGAACUCGAUGGCGAGGACCUCGACGCCCGCGACCCCAAGUUCUCCUUCGGCAAGAUACUGAGAGGAGCUGGAAAGGUCGCUAGCCACUUCAUCCGUGAGGACGAGGGCGAGAUGUACGCACGAGAAUUCAGCUACCCCGAGUACGACGAGCUCGAUUAA
Cyclocybe aegerita is the source of this 804-nucleotide messenger RNA. Lineage: Eukaryota; Fungi; Basidiomycota; Agaricomycetes; Agaricales; Hemipholiotaceae. The record is from the annotation of a GenBank genome assembly.